This is a messenger RNA of Aspergillus aculeatinus CBS 121060, 1290 nucleotides long. Its product is annotated as UDP-galactose transporter HUT1. Lineage: Eukaryota; Fungi; Ascomycota; Eurotiomycetes; Eurotiales; Aspergillaceae. The record is from RefSeq and is a predicted model, not a curated record. Gene Ontology annotation, molecular function: UDP-glucose transmembrane transporter activity; UDP-galactose transmembrane transporter activity. Gene Ontology annotation, biological process: UDP-galactose transmembrane transport. Gene Ontology annotation, cellular component: endoplasmic reticulum membrane; Golgi membrane. Bases 1 to 1290 code for a protein of 429 amino acids. The transcript is spliced from 2 exons.
AUGGCACGUCAAAAACAAACAGCACCCUUACAACGGGCCACUUCUUCCCAACUCAUGCAUGUGCCACCGAAUGAAUCGAGUGCGCAGUCACUCAAGCAGCAGAACGGAGCUGCUGUCGCCCAUAAUCAUGUCUCUGGAGUGAAGGAUGCGACGCAAGAUACCCCUGGCCUGAUGCAGCUUGCUGUCUGCGUUCUGGGAAUCUAUGCUUCUUUUCUGUCAUGGGGUGUCCUCCAAGAAGCCAUCACCACCGUCUCCUAUCCGGUUCAACCUCCGAGCGCUGAGUUGCCCGAACCGCCCACCGAGCGCUUCACAUACUCGAUUGUCCUGAACACGAUCCAAUCCACCUUUGCCGCCAUCACCGGCUUCCUCUACCUCUUCUUCUCGACUCCGUCCGGACAGAAGGUCCCCUCCAUCUUCCCCACGCGGAAGAUCCUCUUCCCCUUGCUCCUGGUCAGCAUCUCCUCGUCGCUCGCAUCCCCCUUCGGAUAUGCCAGUCUCGCGCACAUCGACUACCUCACCUUCAUCCUCGCCAAGUCGUGCAAACUGCUCCCGGUCAUGUUCCUCCACCUGACCAUCUUCCGCAAGCGCUACCCGCUCUACAAGUACGGCGUGGUCCUUCUGGUCACGCUCGGCGUCGCGACCUUCACGCUGCACCACCCGGGCACGAGCAAAAAGGUGGCCGCCUCUGCGGCCAAGGGCCAGUCCGGCUCCAGCGCGUGGGGGAUUUUCCUGUUAUCGAUCAACCUGCUGCUGGACGGCCUCACCAACACCACCCAGGACCACAUCUUCACCUCGCCGCAGACCUACACCCGGUUCACAGGCCCGCAGAUGAUGGUCGCGCAGAACGUGCUCUCGACGCUCCUGACCAGCAGCUAUCUGCUGGUGAUGCCCCAUCUGUCGGCGACGGGCCUCCUGCACAACCUCCUGCCGUUCCCGAUCCCGCCGUCCACGGAGACGGAGCUGACGGCCGCGAUCGGGUUCCUGUCGCGCCAUCCGGAGGCGCUGAAGAACGUGCUCGGGUUCGCGGCGUGCGGGGCGGUCGGGCAGCUGUUCAUCUUCUACACGCUCUCGCGGUUCUCGUCGCUGUUGCUGGUGACGGUGACGGUGACGCGCAAGAUGCUGACGAUGCUGCUGAGCGUGUUCUGGUUCGGACACUCGCUGUCGGCGGGACAGUGGCUGGGGGUGCUGUUGGUGUUUGGCGGCGUCGGCGCCGAGGCGGUCGUGCAGCGACAGGAGAAGAAGGCCAAGGAGAAGACGCGAGCUGCCGCUGCGGCCACAAAGAAGGAGUAG